AUGGAAGCAGCGGCCGAGGAGGAAGAGGAGGAGGAGGAGGAGGGGGAGGCCCAGGAAAGGCUCCUGCAGCACCUGAUGGUUCAAACAGGGCGGGACCUCCCCCAGUGCCAACUGGAGCAGGACUGGGACGUACUGGGAGAACUGGGCAGUGGCUCCUACGGGCACGUGGUGCUGGCCCAGCCCCGAGACGGGGGCUCUGCCCCCAAACACACCUGGGAGAUCCAAGGGGCUCUGGGGUGGUCUAUGGGGUGGGGUAACCUGUGCCCAGGUGCCCCCAGGUGUGCCCAGGUGUGUCUCUGGGGGUAUAACCCAUCCCCAGGUGUGCCCAGGAGUGCCCAGGUGUGUCCCCACCCUUGCCCAGGUGCGCCGGUGGUGCUGAAGCUGCUGCGGAAGGACCGGACGGGCAGGUGGGGCUUCCUGCGGGAGUUCUGCACUCACCUGUGCCUGCGGGGGCAGCUCACCUGCCUGCAGGUGCUGCCCCUGGCCUUCGAGACCCCCACCCACUUCGGCUUCGCGCAGGAACACGCACCUGCCGGGGACCUGUGUGGGCUGCUCACACCUGGGGUGGGCCUCCCUGAGCCGCAGGUGAAGCGCGUGGCCACCCAGGUGGGCGCGGCCCUGGAUUACCUGCACGGCCACGCCCUGGUGCACCGAGACGUGAAGCUGGACAACGUGCUGGCCUUCGACCCCCAGUGCCAACUGGUCAAACUGGGCGACUUCGGCCUCACCCGCGUCAUGGGCUGGCAGGUGGGGCCCACCUGCGGCUCGGGCCACGCCCCCUACGCCGCACCUGAGCUGUGCCACCUGCGCGAGGCGGAGACGCUGCGCCUGGAGCCCAGCCUGGACGCCUGGGCCUUCGGCGUCCUCCUCUUCGCCCUCCUCACAGGCACCUUCCCCUGGGGGGUGGCUGCGCCCUCAGAUCCCCAGUUUGGGGAGUUCCAGGUGUGGCAGGGCCGCACCUGGCAGCCAGGUGGGCUCACCGGCGGGGGGGAGGUGCCGCGUGCCUGGCAGGGGUUGGGGGAGGCGGCGCUGGAGAUGCUCCGGAGGCUCCUCCGGCUGGAGCCCGACAGGCGGAGCCACGCCGGGGAGGUGAACAGGUACCUGGACAGGUGCUGGGGAGGGCAGUUCGACCGAGUUCGGCUCCGUUCGGUUCCGUUCGGCCGCGUUCGGCUCCGCUCGGGCCGCAG
Pipra filicauda (Wire-tailed manakin) is the source of this 1187-nucleotide messenger RNA. RefSeq lists its product as uncharacterized. The record is from RefSeq and is a predicted model, not a curated record. Gene Ontology annotation, molecular function: ATP binding; protein serine/threonine kinase activity. The transcript has 5 exons. Gene Ontology annotation, biological process: peptidyl-threonine phosphorylation; peptidyl-serine phosphorylation. NCBI's taxonomy places the organism in Eukaryota, Metazoa, Chordata, Aves, Passeriformes, Pipridae. The annotation marks the transcript as partial.